GUGGUCUUUGUGGAUGUGGCUGUGAAACUUCACUGUGGAGGAAUGGGUUCUACUGGAUUCUGUUCAGAGGACCCUUUACAGAGAUGUGAUGCUGGAAACCUUCCAGAACCUGGCCUCCAUGGAUGUUGAGACUCAAUUUAAAGCCAGUGGAUCGGUUUCUCAGCAGGAUAUGUAUGGGGAAAAAGUAUCUAAGGAACAGAAAAUACCAAAGUUCACAAAAAAAAAAAAUUCCUGUGCCCACAUUUUAGAAAAAAAUUGUGAGGACCAUAGCACUGAAGAUCAACAGAAAAAACAGGGGACACAUCUGAGAAAUCAUGUGGACAGAUUCUGUAAAAGUAAUGAAGAUAAUCAAUGUGGAGACGUCUUUAGUCACAGACCAAAUCUUACUCCGUCCAGGAAAAUUUCUCCAGGAGAAAAACAGUAUGAAUGCACCAAGUGUGGGACAGUCUUCAUGCACGGUGCUUCUCUUAAGAGGCAUGUCAGAUCUCAAUGUGGAAAAAAAGCAUAUCAGUGUCAGGAGUGUAAACAGGCCUGCAGUUGUCCCUCGCACCUAAGUGGACACAUGGUAACACACACUGGAGAGAAUCCCUACGAAUGCAAAUUAUGUGGGAAAACCUUUCACCAUUCCUAUUCCCUCACUCAACACAUAAAGAUUCACACUUCGGGAAAAACCUAUGAAUGCAACCAAUGCAGGCUCAUCUUCAAACACUUCUCCAGUUUGACUAGACAUGUGAGAACUCACUUCGGAGAGAAGCCUUACAAAUGUAAGGAAUGUGAGAAAGUCUUCAUUUAUCCCUCAGUCUUUCAAAGGCACACGAUCACACACACUGGGGAAAACCCUACGCGUAAAACCGACCAAUGCGAGCGGUGUGGGAUGGCCUUUACUGAGUUCUCAAGCUUCACUAGACAUGUGAGAACACAUACAAAAGACAAGCCAUAUAAAUGUAAGGACUGCGGGAGAGCCUUCACUUACCCCUCAACAUUUUAAAGACACAUGAUAACACACACUGGAGAGAAACCCUAUAAAUGUAAACAAUGUGGGAAAACCUUCAGUUACCCCCAGUCUUUUCAAAGACAUGAAAAGACUCACACUGGAGAGAAGCCCUAUGAAUGUAAGCAGUGUGGGAAAGCCUUCGGCUGGCCUGAAACCUUUCGUGUGCAUGUGAGAUUGCACAUUGGAGAGAAACUCUAUAACUGUGAAAAAUGUGGGAAGGCUUUCAAUCCUCCCAAAUCUUUUGAAGGUCACGUGCCAACUCACACUGGAGAGAAGCCUUAUGAAUGUAAGCAAUGUGGAAAAGUCUUCAGUUGACCCUCAACCUUUCGAGAACAUGUGAGAAUUCACACUGAAGAGCGUCUCUGUAAAUGUGAAAAAUGUGGGAAGGCUUUUACUUCUUCCAGAACGUUUCAAGGUCACUUGAGAACACACACUGGAGAGAAACCCUAUGAAUGUAAGCAAUGCGGGAAAGCCUUCACUUGGCCCUCAUCCUUGCAAAAACAUAUGAGAUUGCACACUGGAGAGAAGCCUCAUGAAUGUAAACAAUGUGGGAAAUCCUUCAAGUGGCCCUCAGCCUUUCGAAACCAUGUGAGAAUGCACACGGAAUAGAAACCCUGUGAAUGUGCAUAACAUCCGAAUGCCUUUAAUCGUCAAGUCAUUCUCAAACCUGCUGAGAGCACAUACUACAGAUUCUCUAACUGUAACAGUUCUGAGCGGCUGCAGGCCCUGCAGGGGGGGAGGCUCCCCAGAGAGCCAGUCGGCACCCCCCUUUGGAGGCCGGAGUUGCUGGCCUCAGACACCCCAGCCCAGCCCCAGGAAGACAACCUCGUAGCCCCCUCCAAUGAAGACCUGAAGAUGGCACCGGCCAGCACCGCCAGGCUCCGCUGCUGCCCUGAUAAACCUCUUGGCCUCAAAGGGUGCCGAGUCCCGCUGCGCGCCGCCGCCUUUCACUCUGACACCGCGCCGGCAGAAGGGCCCCUCGCGGACUGUUGUCCUCAGGCCAGUCUCCGGCCUCGGCCAGCCUUCUGA
Molecule: messenger RNA, 2023 nt
Organism: Carlito syrichta (Philippine tarsier)
Lineage: Eukaryota; Metazoa; Chordata; Mammalia; Primates; Tarsiidae
Gene: ZNF57
Product: zinc finger protein 57
Biological process (GO): regulation of transcription by RNA polymerase II
Cellular component (GO): nucleus
Molecular function (GO): RNA polymerase II transcription regulatory region sequence-specific DNA binding; DNA-binding transcription factor activity, RNA polymerase II-specific
Source: RefSeq, a predicted model, not a curated record